AUGCAAAGUCUUGGUCUCACAUCAACCACUCAAGGCUUAAGCCACGUCCAAAUCGCAGACCGUCUUGUAGAAACUGGCUAUAACAUAUUGCCAACUCACAAGCCUACAGUCCUUACCCAACUAUACAUAAAUCGAAUUUUCAUUCUUUAUUGCAUUCUCUUUACAACCCUCAUGGCAGAAAUUGCUAAUACAGGCCCAUCACAUAUACUUUCUCAUAUAUUUAUUAUUCUAUUCACAGUGGCUCUAUUCAUAAUAAAAGCAUUUACUCGGCAAUAUCCAGAAUUCCCAACAAUAGACUCUAUGGUGCCAGCCAUAAGGAAUGGGACCUCAAAUAUGGUUGAAAGCAAAUUCUUAGUCCGUGGAGAUGUGAUCCAAAUACAAGAACCAAUGACCAUUCCGGCUGAUAUAAGGCUUGUUAAUGUGGGGAGUAUUAAACCUGUCAUUAAUGGGUGCAGCUUAUUUGGGAAAGAAGGAGUUCAUAUAGGAGAAAUAAAUGGGAGUGGCAAUUACUAUAGAAGCCCAAAUAUGGCUUUCCAAGGAUCAAUAGUUGAAAGUGGAAAAGGGCUUGGAAUUGUAUUGAAAACUGGAAAAGACACAUUUUUAGCAAAGUUAAGCAAAAUUGACUAUUUUGAAAAUGACAACGACUCUAAAUGGCUAGCUUUCGUGGGCAUUUUAUGAAUAGGAUUGGUAUUAUUUAGAUAUGGAUUUGGUACCAGACCUUGGUAUGUAUCAGCAAUUGCUUUACUUUUGAUUUUUAUAAAAAUGCCUCAUUAUUGAAAUUUUUCGAAAGGAAUUAAUACCUCUUCUCACAGCCAUGUAUUGCUAAAGAACAAUAUUUAUCCAAAAAAUACAGACGCAUAUAAAGAACUCACAAAAAUAAAAACUCUUUUUAUCGAUACUAGAUAUGCCCUGCUCAAUAGUCAAAAAGAAGUCGAGCAGGUCUUUAUCGAAGGAAAGCUGAUGACUGCAUCCGAAGCCUUGAAAAGCAAGCCCAAGGACUUUAAACUGCUAAUUGACCUAAUAGAUGUUGUUUUAAAGUCAAAAAUGCCUAAUGAGUCAGAAGAAGAUUCAGAAGAUGAUCAAUAUAAAGCUCCUUUUGAAAAAGCUUUAAUCAACUUUUUAGCUGACUUAGAAAUAAGUAAAAAAGAUUACGAUACAAUUUACAAGAUAAACAUGUCAGAGAAAAACAAGUUUACCUUGGCAGUCAUUAAUGAUAAAGACAAACUUGCUUUUAGUGGGAUUUUACUAGGCGAUGCCAAGGACGUUUUGAAAAACUCCAAAGAAAUGUAUGUGAAUGGAAAACUUAUGCCUGUUGAUAUAAGUUAUUUCGCUACAAUUAUAGAUGACUUCGCAAAUCAUGGAAUAAAAUGCUUGGCCUUGGCAUAUUCAGAUGUGCUUCCUCAAAGUCUUGAAAAAAUUGAAGAGUCUGGAAUAACGACUGAUAUGUUUAAUUUCUCACUUAUUGGGAUUCUGGGAAUUAGAGAACACACUAAUAAUGCAUCACAAUGGGCUCAACUUGCGUCAGAUUUAGGAAUAAAUAUAGUGGCGAUUGGGCCAGAAUCCAAAGAGUAUUUGGUAAACUUGUCUCUUACUUCAGGAUUUCUCAAGCAUGAUCCAGAGGUGUAUGAUCUAGGCAAGCUUCCUAAUGACCCAAUGAUUUACUUCCCAGACCAAAUUAAAAAGAAUCCUAGAAUAAUUGAAAACAAUCGAUUCAGCAUGAUCCCUUCAUUAUCAACUUAUGACACUUGCCACUUAAUAGAAAACUACAAAGACAAAAAAUCAGCAUAUUUUGGAAGAAACUCGCUUGCACUCAAAAUUUCUCAAAUAUCAAUGACCCACAAGACUAAUACGAAAGAAGUGAAAGCAAUUUCAGACUUAGUUAUGCUGUCUGAUAAAGGGGUUGAUGAUUUCCUCAAUGCUGUAAUUGAACUGAAAAAUGCUAGAAAAGUGACUUUAUUUAUUUUUCAAGCGGUUGUGGGGUCUUUAAUACCAUGUUUUACACAUAUUUUGCUUACUGCUGCCUUUCUUUAAUUAGCGAGGAGAAUUUUUGCGACAGAGAUAUUUUUUAAAGUUUUAUAUAAAGCUUAUUGUAAAUAUUAAAAAUGAAAUAUCCAAGUUAAUUUAUAAUAUAUUUUAGGAUGCAAGUUGCCAAAAAUGCAAUAAUUAGCUGGAGAUAUAGUUAUUAAAUAUAUAUAUAUAUAAUAUACCAAUACUUUGCCUGCUAACAAAGUGAGGUUGAUUUCCAUAAGAUAGGGAUUAUUCCAAUGAUUUUGCUUUCUAACAUGGGGAGCUAGUCUUUAUAGUGGACUAGUGCCAUCAAGUUUUGGGAUUCUAUGCAUUGAUUUUGGAGUUCCAGUCGUCACACAAUUUUUAUAUGUAUCAUUCCCAUCAACUAUACGAGCUAGGCCUAUAAGAAACUGAAUUUGUAUAACUUUAGCUGCAUUAUACAGCUUUUUUUAUAUUUCAGCUUCAGAUCACAGCUAUGAAUACUCUCCUCACACUGGGUAUUUUUUUACAAUUUUCCUGUGCUUUGGCCUUCAUAAUCUCUGGGUCCAAGUCAGUAAUUGGGGGAAAAUGUACACAGCUUGGACGAUGAUACACAUGUUUGUUUUCUUAAAGUGCGUAUUUUUCCUUGGCUUUUGCUUGAUUGCAAAAAUAUCAAGUCGUGUGUUUUUGGCACCGAUAAAGUGGGAGCAUACCUAUCAAGGCGUUAUUUUUUAUGCUAUCCAGCUAUUUCUAAUAAGAUUUAUUGGUUAA
This is a messenger RNA of Blepharisma stoltei, 2757 nucleotides long. The record is from the annotation of a GenBank genome assembly. Lineage: Eukaryota; Ciliophora; Heterotrichea; Heterotrichida; Blepharismidae.